AUGUCCUCUUGGGGAUAUUCUUUGCUGGCAGGCGUCUGCUUGCUUCCCCUGGCCUUUGGACAAGUCUUUGUUGGCAGCAACAGUUCGCAAACGAGCAUUUCGGUCUCUCUACCUGCGCCAGCCAACAUCUCAAGUAACUGCAAUGCAACAUUCACGACUGAAGUCACCUGUGACAGAAACCUUCCUAGCAUCGCUUUUGGCGGCUACUUCCCUAGCAGCGAUGACUUGACGGAGCUCUGCAACUCAGACUGCCUUCAGUCGCUUGAGUCACAACGCAUUGCUCAAGCAGACGCGUGUUCCUCGGACACCAUGAUGCUUGAGGGGAUGACCUAUCCCAUCACUGCCACGGUCGAUGUGUUACUUUGGGCAUACAACUACACAUGUCGACGUGACGCAAGCACAGGUGACUUUUGCCAGCCAAUAUUCGAUUCUUGGGCAAGUGGAAAUGCGUCCGACGAAGUCUGCAGCGACUGCGUCCUCGGAACAUAUCAGAUCCAGCUGGGCAGUGCCAUGGUCUACGAUGAUGAGCUGGCAUCUAACUUUUCAUCCAUGACCUCGUCUUGCCAGGCCACUGGCUAUCCCAUUACAUCGCCAACACCUCUUUACAUUAAUGCUACAGCCACGGCUACAGCAACAACAACAGCCUCUGCCACGCCUUCCAACUCCUGCGUGAGCAACUACACGGUUCAAGCAGGUGAUGACUGUCACUCCAUAAGCGUUUCCCAACAAGUAUCUACCAGCGAAUUACUAUACUUCAACAACUUGGAGGCCGGCUGCACCGACUUCCCCUCAGCUGGCACCUCGCUCUGUAUACCUCACACCUGUGAAGUGUACACGGUACAACAGAACGAUACAUGCUGGGACCUGGCUGAGGCGUCUAAUGGCACGUUCUCCAUUGCCCAACUCGUGUCGUGGAACAUUGAUAUCAGUAACGGAUGUGAGAAUCUCGAACUUCUCGUCGGGAAUCAGAUAUGUGUCACGUACCCCGGGGAGACGCCGGUAGUCUCGGCGACAGGGGCGGCAGCAACAGCGACAACAGCCCCCGUGCCGACCAAUGUCGUCGAGGGCACCAACACCAACUGUAGCAAGUACUAUCAGGUUGCCGACGAUGAUACAUGCGCCUCUAUCACGCAGAUAUACAGCAUCUCGCUGGCAGAUUUCUACUUCCUCAACCCAGAGAUCAACAGUACCUCCUGCAACAACUUGUACUUAGACUACAGCUACUGCGUACAGCCAGUGGGUGAUAUUUCGACCUAUGCCGGCUAUGGGGGUAGCUCGACCUCGGCGAAUCCUUGUAUUGGCGGGACUACCACGGCUCCGGAGAGCUGCUACGCCACCUCGUAUUCGACAAUCGAGGCGUGGACAUUCCCGCCAGUCAACACCACUGGCAAGACACCAGGCGCAAGCAACUCGACGACUUGGGUCUCUUACACCGUCAGCUCUGUGCCGGCAUACCCCGUGACAGCCACCAGCUACAACCCGACGCCGACUCCUUACCAAAGUGGAAUGGUUGCAGGAUGUACCGACUUCUACUUCGUUGUUGCGAACGACACGUGCGCCGACAUUGCAGAUCGUUGGGGAGUGUCAAUUGAUAAUCUGUAUGCCUGGAAUCCAGAUGUGAAGACAGAUUGCUCCGGCCUCAUUGCCGGCGACUACAUAUGUAUGGCGCAAGGAACCGGUACAGUCACAACAGCAUUGGCGACUGCAACAGCAACGGCAACCAGCACUGCCACGGCGACGACUACAAACGCGGCUUCCGCCACCGCUCCAGGUCCUACGCAAACAGGAAUUCCUGAUGACUGUGCUGACUGGGUUCUUCAGUCAGAUAACGUCUAUUGUGCUGACAUGGCGAAUAACGCUGGUAUCUCCCUUGCCUGCUUCUAUCAGAUGAAUCCAGCGGUGAACACAACGGCCGGCGAGUGUCAAGGGCUGUUGGCAGACUAUGCUUACUGCAUAGGAACUGAAUCUAACGAGUGUUCAUAA
Colletotrichum siamense is the source of this 1983-nucleotide messenger RNA. RefSeq names its product LysM domain-containing protein. The transcript has 4 exons. Bases 1 to 1983 code for a protein of 660 amino acids. NCBI's taxonomy places the organism in Eukaryota, Fungi, Ascomycota, Sordariomycetes, Glomerellales, Glomerellaceae. The record is from RefSeq and is a predicted model, not a curated record.